This is a messenger RNA of Plasmodium coatneyi, 3171 nucleotides long. RefSeq names its product ATP-dependent RNA helicase. Lineage: Eukaryota; Apicomplexa; Aconoidasida; Haemosporida; Plasmodiidae. Bases 1 to 3171 code for a protein of 1056 amino acids. The record is from RefSeq and is a predicted model, not a curated record. Gene Ontology annotation, molecular function: ATP binding; RNA binding. Gene Ontology annotation, cellular component: catalytic step 2 spliceosome; intracellular anatomical structure. The transcript has a single exon.
AUGAAGGAAAAGGCGGAGGCGCACAAACGGCCCAUCGAAUUCGAAGAUGAUGAAACGAAAAAAAAAAUCCGGACGGAAGAUGACGAAUCGGUUAAAGACGCAAAAAUCAGCGAAAACUCAUUACACCCCCUACAUCUGGAACACCGAAAAGGUAGAAAUAAAAACUUAAAAAAUGACGCAGAAUAUGUUGAAUUGUUGAAAAAGGAUGCCCGAAGAAAGUACCUCAAAGAAAGAGAGAGGGAAAAGCUAGAUGUAACGAAGAAGCUACUGGAUGAUGAACUCCUAUAUAGUACAAUUAAAUUGGAGGGGAAGGAACUUAAAGAAUUGGAGCUGUCCAAAAGGAUCUAUGAUAUAGCUAAAGAAAACAUAAAGUUAAGGGAAAAGCUAAAAGAAAAUUAUUACCUCUUCCAGGAAGACUUGGACAAAUUUGAUGCAGCGAACAAGGCCACCGAUGCUGAUGCGACGCAAGUGAGAGAGGGGAAGGGAGAUCCAUCCGUCUACAACUAUGAUGAACAGAUAAUCAGCAAAGGGAUUUUAAAAUUCGGUUCGGGGGUGGCGAUAAAUGAAGGCCUUAAAAAUGACUUUGUGUUCGGGGACGACUUGGCAAAUCGGAAGAGCAUAAAAAGGGAGGAAUUUGAGGAGAAAAACAAGUACGAAAGGGAGAAGGAAAGAAAGAAAAAGAAAAAAAUAAUAAUAAGCGACAGCGGUAGUGCUGUUGGUAGUGGCAGCGGCGGUGGGCGAAGGCAUAGGGGGGAGAAGAAGCGCAUCGACAAAAGCGCCCCUUCCACUGGGAAAGCCCACGCAGAUAGAGGCAUCCACAAGGGUCAUAGCUACCACCGAGCGAGGGAUGACCGCGGAGGGGAAAGUGAAACGCGGGAGAAGUCGAGCAGGGGGAAAAAGAAGAAAAGGGAAAGCGAACAUAAUGGUGGAGAUAGCGUCGAUGGCGGUGAUCGCGGCGAUGGUGGCAACCGCAAGCGGAACGGAAACGGCCUGACGGACGUGGUCGAAUUCGUGCACCUGGACAGCCUCUACGGAAUGGACGAAAAGGAAAAGGAAUUGCAAAGACUGUUCGAAGACAUUAAAAGGAAGAAAGAAAAAAAAAUGAAGAAAAUAAUCGAUGACAGGAAGAGGCUACCCAUAUUUAGUUACCGAUAUGACAUUUUAAAGGCCAUUAAAAACAAUAAAAUCCUAAUUCUGGUUGGAGAAACAGGAAGCGGAAAGAGUACACAGUUAACGCAGUACUUGCACGAGUGUAAGUACCAUUUGUAUGGAAACAUAGUCUGUACACAGCCCAGAAGAAUCGCGUGUAUAGCCAUAGCAAAUAGGGUGGCCGAUGAAAUGAAUGUAAAAGUGGGAAAGGAAGUUGGCUACGUUAUUCGAUUUCAAAAUAAAACGAGUGAAUCCACAAAGAUCGUGUACAUGACGGAUGGAAUGUUUCUACGUCUUCUACUGUACAACCCAACGCUGGAUGACAUUUCAGUGUUAAUAAUUGAUGAAGCUCACGAACGGGCCUUACACACAGAUGUUAUUCUUCCUAUAGUAAAGGACAUCUGCAAUUUUAGGGAGGACAUACGGAUUAUCAUAUCGUCUGCCACGCUGGACGCAGAGAAAAUUUCCACCUACUUUAACUGCGCCCCCAUAUUUUAUGUGCCGGGUAGAAAAUACAACGUUGAUAUUUACUACACUAUAAAUAAUGAGAGUAAUUAUUUGUCCGCCAUUGUGAUUACCAUUUUGCAGAUCCAUGUUACUCAGGAGAAGGGAGACAUUUUGGUCUUUCUUCCUGGACAGUUUGAAAUCGAGCUGGUGCAACAGGAACUGGAAAAUAAGCUGACCGAACUAGCCCCAAGGUUUCGCAAUAUGAUUAUUUUGCCCAUUUAUUCAUCCCUGCCCGUGGAACAGCAGGCGCGGAUAUUCGAGGAUGUGGGGGAUGCCCCGGAGAGCGGCAACCCUGAGGCGGAACAGCUUGAAGCGGCACAACAGGGGGAGGCAGCACCUUCUACCAGUGGGAACAUCCAAACAGGUGAACUCGCACCAGCCGAUCAGCCCAAGGUAGUCAUGCGGAGAGGCACCAGAAAAAUUAUCCUAUCAACAAACAUUUGCGAGACGAGUAUCACCAUAGACAACAUCGUGUACGUGAUUGAUUCAGGUCUGUGUAAGCAGAAAGUGUACAAUCCGAACUCGGGGAUUGAGUCCCUGGUAACUUUACCAUGCUCCAAAGCAUCUGUGAAUCAAAGAACAGGUAGAGCAGGUAGAAAACAAGAUGGAAAAUGUUUUCGCCUCUUCACCAAAAAGUCAUUCAUCGACUUGAAUGACAACUCAAUUCCAGAAAUUCAACGAUGCGAAGUCAGCAGUAUGAUUUUAUUACUAAAAAGUCUAGGCAUGGAUGACAUAAUAAAUUUCGAUUUUUUAGACCCUCCUUCUCCCGUGGUGAUAAUAAAAGGUCUAGAACUUCUAUACUCCUUGGGUGCAUUAAACGAUGAGGGGAAUUUAACCAAAACGGGGAGGAAGAUGGCUGAAUUCCCCACAGAUGUGAAGUCAAGUAAAAUGAUUCUAUCAGCAUCUGAGAAGUACAAUUGUGUGGAAGAGAUUUUAUGUAUUACGGCUAUGCUAACACAUGCAAAUAACAUUUUCUACGUUCAAAAAGGAAAAGAAAAAGAGGCGGAAAAUGUGAAGAAAAUGUUUACCAUAGAAGGUGGUGGAGAUUUUCUCCUCCUCCUAAAUAUAUAUAAACAGUGCGAGGAGAACAACUUCUCCACGUCAUUUUGCUACGACCACUUUUUGCAGUACCAUACGCUGAUAAAAAUUAAGGACAUCAAAACGCAGUUGGUGAGCAUCUGCGAGAAAAUUGAUUUGCCCAGUAGCUCUUGUGGUAUUCAGAAUCACGACGCCAUAUGCAGCCUGAAGAAGUGCAUUGUCAGUGCCUUCUUCACCAAUGCUGCCUUGCCCGUUAAUAAAAAUGAACUUAAAAUUAUAAAGCUUAAUCAGGUCGUUAGCAUAUACCCCAGCUCGGUGCUUGCGAAGAAAAAUAUCAUGGAGGAACACAAAAAUGCGUGCAUCAUUUUUUACGAAGUUAUUAAGAUAAAUAAGUCCUACAUACGCCACAACAUCCCUGUUAGUAAGGACAUGCUCUACGAGAUCGCGUCGUUUUACUUCCUCAGCAAGAUUGCCUGA